GGGCGUGGCCUGUGUAUGAGGUUCGAGCGCGGCGUGUGCGUGGCUCAGUCAGACAUCAUGGCUCAGCUGGUCGAGUGUGUCCCCAACUUCUCCGAGGGUCGAAGCCGAGAGGUGAUCGACGCCAUCUCGGCCGCCAUCUCGUCCACCAGCGGCUGCAGCCUGCUGGACGUGGACCCCGGGGCCUCCACCAACCGGACCGUCUACACCUUCGUGGGCUCUCCGGAGGCCGUGGUGGAGGCAGCGCUGAGCGCCGCCCGCCAGGCCUUCAGCCUCAUCGACAUGAGCCGACACUCAGGUGAGCACCCUCGAACCGGAGCGCUGGACGUCUGUCCCUUCAUCCCCGUCCAGAACGUCACCAUGGACGACUGUGUCCACUGCGCCAACGUGUUCGGACAGAAACUGGCAGAAAUGCUGCACGUCCCCGUUUUUCUCUAUGGAGAAGCAGCGAGACGAGAGACGAGGAGGAGUCUCCCGGCGGUCAGAGCUGGAGAGUAUGAGGCGUUGGCUGAGAAGUUGACGCGUGACGAAUGGGCCCCCGACUUCGGCCCCGCGGACUUCGUCCCGUCGUGGGGGGCCACGGUCACCGGCGCCCGCAGGUUCCUCAUCGCAUACAACGUGAACCUGAUUGCCACCAAAGAACAGGCUCAUCGCAUCGCUCUGGACAUCAGGGAGCAGGGCCGGGGGAAGGACCAGCCCGGGCGUCUGAGGAAGCUGCAGGCGAUGGGCUGGUACCUGGACGAGGCCCACGUGGCUCAGGUGUCCACCAACAUCCUGGACUACGAGCUGACGCCGCUGCACAGCGUGUUCCAGGAGGUCUGCAGCGACGCAGAGGCCCUGAAGCUGCCGGUGGUUGGCUCUCAGAUCGUCGGCCUCCUCCCUCUGAAAACGCUGCUGGACUCCGCCCACUUCUUCAUCCAGAGGGACGGACUCUUCGUCUUGGAGGAGGAGCACAAAGUCCGCCUGGUGAUCAGCAAACUGGGCCUCGACUCUCUGGGUCCGUUCAACCCGAAGGAGAGAAUCAUCGAGUACAUGGUGAGGUCAGAGGUCGACGCCCCCCUCACGUCUCUGUCUCUGCAGCAGUUUGUUCAGAAGGUCGCAGCUCGGACGCCGGCUCCUGGCGGAGGAUCAGUCUCUGCCGCUGUCGCUGCUCUGGGGGCGGCGCUGGCAGCCAUGGUGGGUCAGAUGACGUACGGGAAGAGGCAGUUCCAGAACAUGGACGCUGUGAUGAGGAGGCUGAUCCCCCCGUUCCACCAGGCGUCCAACGAGCUGCUGCUCAUGGUCGACCACGACGCCACCGCCUUCAACUGCUACAUGGCGGCGCUGAAGAUGCCGAAGACGACGAAAGAAGAAAUUCAAAGGAGACACGCAGCGAUGCAGGACGGUCUCCAGCGAGCCGUCAGCGUCCCCUUAGCUCUGGCUGAGCGGGUCAACGUCCUCUGGACGCCGCUGAAGGAAAUGGUUGUCUACGGAAACAUCGCCUGCAAGUCUGACGCUCAGGUGGCAGCCAAAGCUCUGGAGGCGGCGGUGUUUGGGGCGUACUACAACGUGAUGAUCAACCUGCGUGACAUCACAGACGAGACGUUCACAGCCGCUACUCACCAGAGAGCGUCGGCGCUGCUGCAGGAGGCCAAGGACGCUGCCGCCGCCGUGCUGCACGCCGCUGCCGACAGAAAGUGACGUCAGGACGAAGACGAGAAGCAGCUGUACUGAUUUAGUUCCAAGUUACUUUCAACGUUAGUGGUGUGACGUCGUCUCGUAUCCUCAUGAUCAACGAGACGAGCUGAUGAUGUCACACAGUAGUGAUGAUGAGGUCAUCUGUAAUCACUUGAGCUCAUUGUAUGAAUCACAGAUCAUUGGAGUUUAUUGUCUGAAAUGAAAUCAUCAUAAAAGAUAAAUAAUGAUGAUCUUAAUGCCACAAAUAAUAAAAAGACAAUCCACAA
Messenger RNA from Scophthalmus maximus (turbot), 1940 nucleotides. RefSeq names its product formimidoyltransferase cyclodeaminase (gene ftcd). Bases 16 to 1677 code for a protein of 553 amino acids. Gene Ontology annotation, molecular function: transferase activity; folic acid binding. Lineage: Eukaryota; Metazoa; Chordata; Actinopteri; Pleuronectiformes; Scophthalmidae. The transcript has 14 exons. The record is from RefSeq and is a predicted model, not a curated record.